Lampris incognitus (smalleye Pacific opah) is the source of this 1295-nucleotide messenger RNA. It is a transcript of the gene shisal1b, whose product is annotated as shisa like 1b. Lineage: Eukaryota; Metazoa; Chordata; Actinopteri; Lampriformes; Lampridae. The record is from RefSeq and is a predicted model, not a curated record. The transcript has 4 exons. The coding region runs from base 89 to 673 and encodes 194 amino acids.
CUUAGGGUCCCCAGGAUUGGCUGAAUCGGACCGCUCCCCUCCCCCCUUCCCUCCUGCUCCCCCGCUCCUCCCGUGUGAGGACGAGAAGAUGACUGUCACCAGUAGACAGUCCUUCAACGUCCUGACGGUCAUCUUCCUCCUGCUCUCUACUGCAGCCCUCUCAGCUCAUUACCGAGUGUGUGAACCGUACUCCGACCACAAGGGACGCUACCACUUCGGCUUCCACUGUCCGCGCCUUUCAGACAACAAGACCUACAUGUUCUGCUGCCACCACAACAACACAGCCUUCAAAUACUGCUGCAACGAGACGGAGUUCCAGACGGUCAUGCAAAUCAACCUCACCACCACCGCCGAUGGCUACGCACACAAUAACUACACUGCCCUGAUUGGCGUUUGGAUCUACGGCUUCUUCGUGAUGGUGCUUCUGGCUCUGGACUUCCUGUACUAUUCGGCCAUCAACUAUGAGCUGUGCCGGGUCUACCUGGAGAAGUGGGGCCUUGGGGGUCGCUGGCUGAAAAAGGCCCGGAGUCAGUGGCACCAAUCCCUCCCGGAGGAGAGCGAAGCCCAGGGUCAGGUCCAACCCAUGAUCCCUGGCCACUUCCAGCCCAGACACAGCCUGCGAGGGGAGAGCCACAGCCCCACGCUCCUAGCUCACAACACAUCCACCGCCUGAUUGAUGCUGUAAGCAGAGGAACAGGAGAGUAGCAGCACCUUGUUCACCAUACGGGGAGACGCACCUCUGGAUCAACGGACACGACUCUGUAACAUGGGCUUGCCUUUCUGGAGCAAGUCAUUUGACGUCGACCAUCCAUUUCUUUCUGAGCACAAAACACCAGCAGACCUGCAGCAGCGAGUGGGCCGGCACGGCCAAUAGAAACUAACAAUGACAACCGCAAAGAAGGACCUUGUCCCUGCUGCUCAGAAAACCACAGAGGCAGCAGCAAGACUGGCUGAACUGGUCACAGCUGCUCGAUGAACCCUGAAAAUGGCAGGUAGGCACUGGAGGUCGUGCCCCCGCACGAAUCUGGAUGAACUGCAGGUGGAAGCAAGGAGUCUCGCCUGUUUCUAAAAAAAAAAUAAAAAAAAAUACAUAUCUUUCUAGAUAUAAAGUGUCUAUUACACUACUGUGUCAAGUUUGUGUUGAGUAGCAAUUAGGCACAGUCGUUGGGUUUACCCAUUUGGUGAUUUAUUUACGUGACUUAGAGAAUUGUGUGAGUGGUCAACAUUCUGAACCGGUUAGCGCCAAGUGUGAUGCUGAGCGUCUCACGUAGGAUACCUUUUCUUACUUGUUUGAA